AAGACCCACAGGCUACGGAGAGAAGAUAAGGUUCGAAAGCAUCGGCUCAAAGGUGGAGACUUGGAAGCACGAUCGGCGCGACAGGACACCGGGAGAGGGAGCCAUUGCUUAGUUACCCAGAAAAAAAAAAUGGUGGUUUCUCUUUCCUUGAUGCGAUUUUCCUAUUAUUGCUCCUCAGAAGUGAUUGAAAGAAAGUCUCUAUGCCUCUCUCAGCAGACCGACCUCAAUCGAAGAGCACUGCCAUCUCAGCUUCCCGAGAUAUUCUGCUUGGAAGGCGGCUUGCUGUGAUCAGCAGUGGAGCCUCACUGGUCUUGGUUUCAAGCAUAAGUUGUGGCCUCGCUGCAUUACCUAUCAAGGCAGAAGAAGAGAAGAAUCUGGUCGAUCAAAAGGAUGAGGGCGAUGGUGGUGUUUUCGGCACUAUCAAGUCCAUAUUUGACCCCAAUGAGAAAACAAAAGCAGGAAAGUUACUGCCAAAGGCCUACCUGAAGUCUGCAAGGGAAGUGGUGAAGACACUUCGAGAGUCAUUAGAGGAGGAUACAAGAGAUGUUUCCAAGUUUAGAAGGACUGCUGAUGCCGCAAAGGAGUCAAUCAGACAGUACUUGAGCAGUUGGAAGGGACAGCCAGCAGUUGUAGCUGAGGAAUCAUAUGCUGCAAUUGAGAAAGCUAUAAGAUCACUGGCCAGUUUCUACUCAAAAGCAGGGCCCUUUGCCACCAUGACAGAAGAGGUUAAAGCAAGUAUUCUGAAUGACUUGAAGACCGCAGAGGAUUGUCUGUAACAAGAACAUGGUCAUUUCCAAUUCUUCAGCCCAAUCAAUUUUCCCUGCUCAUUGUGUAUGCAGUUUCCUUCACUUUAAUUGAAAUCUUGACUACUUGAUAGUAUCAUUAGUCAUGUCCUUCUGAACAUCUUAUUCUUCAAAACAUUUUGCUCAUUAGAUUCUGUAACAAAUACAUGAUCAUUGCUGCUUUAUUAGAAAAAUGAAAACUGUGCAUGAUUUAA
This is a messenger RNA of Musa acuminata subsp. malaccensis (wild Malaysian banana), 997 nucleotides long. Its product is annotated as photosystem II D1 precursor processing protein PSB27-H2, chloroplastic. Gene Ontology annotation, biological process: photosystem II assembly; photosystem II repair. NCBI's taxonomy places the organism in Eukaryota, Viridiplantae, Streptophyta, Magnoliopsida, Zingiberales, Musaceae. Gene Ontology annotation, cellular component: chloroplast thylakoid lumen; photosystem II. The record is from RefSeq and is a predicted model, not a curated record.